Messenger RNA from Dracunculus medinensis (Guinea worm), 1239 nucleotides. Lineage: Eukaryota; Metazoa; Nematoda; Chromadorea; Rhabditida; Dracunculidae. The record is from the annotation of a GenBank genome assembly.
AUGUUUAUUCUGGCCGAACAAGUAUUUGCUGGGUGGCAUUACUGUGCAUGUAAAAUUAUUUUGAAUUCAGAAGUCGAAAUUGGAAGUCAACGAGGAACGGAUGAAAGAAGUAACACACUGCCUUCUACAUUUGUGCCUAAUUUUCAUAAUAAAGAAUCGGUAAAGAAAAUGAAAUAUAAUCGGCUCGGAAACACUGAUAUUUUUAUAUCAAACUUAUCACUGGGAUGUGCAGCUAUAGGGGGGCUUUUUGGUGAAGUAGGAGAUAUUUCGGUAUUUGAAAUUUUGGAAAGUGCAAUAAAAAACGGCAUCAAUUUUAUUGAUACAGCUUAUUGGUAUGCACAAGGACGAAGCGAAGAGUUGUUAGGCAAGGUUUUACUCCGAAUACCACGAAAAUCAUAUUUUAUUAGUACAAAAGUUGGGAAAUUCGAAUUAGAUUUUGUACAACAUUUCGAUUUUCGAGCCGACAAUAUUCUUCAGAAUCUUACAAAAAGCCUAAAGAAAUUAAAGUUGGCGUAUGUUGAUAUCUGCUUCGUUCAGAUUCAUAAUUCAGAAUUUGCGCGGCAUGAAAAAAUAAUUCUCUAUGAGACAUUAUCAGCUUUGGAAAUAGCGAAAAAUUCAGGAAAAACACGUUACAUUGGCUUAGCUGCAUAUUCGCUCCAAAAAUUACAAUCAGUAAUAGACAAUUCUGCAGUUCCAAUCGACGUUGUUAUGGUGUAUUGUAGAGGAACAUUAAAUGACAACUCUCUUGGUGGCUAUGUGCAGAUAUUUAAGUCCAAAGGAAUUGGCAUAAUCAACGCUUCGCCAUUUUCAAUGGGCUUAUUGACUGCAAAAGGACCUUCGUUGUGGCAUCCGAUGUCUCUAAAUGUCCGAGAAAUUACAGCAGCUGCAAUUCAAUAUUGUAUGAGCAAGAACAUCCUAAUUGAAAGGCUAGCAUUGGAUUAUGCGGUAAAUUUUCCUUGCAUAUGUUCAUGCCUUGUUGGAAUGGAGAGUGUACAACAAGUCAUGGCUAACAUCGAAACAGUUUCUUCGAAAAGAUUAACUGAAGUUGAAAUCAAAGUUCGCAGUCGUAUUAUGAGAAGAUAUUUCGAUGUACUAGAAAAUGCAGAUUGGGAAAAUGUCGAAAUGCAGGUAUACUGGCAGCGAAUGAAAACAUUAGGCUUAUCAGCACUAGCCACUCGUCGUGAGUUAUCAGUUGAAAAUCAGCGUUUAACCAGACGUGCCAGUUUUUCACUUAAAUAA